Acomys russatus (golden spiny mouse) is the source of this 5311-nucleotide messenger RNA. RefSeq names its product CDC42 binding protein kinase gamma (gene Cdc42bpg). The record is from RefSeq and is a predicted model, not a curated record. Lineage: Eukaryota; Metazoa; Chordata; Mammalia; Rodentia; Muridae. The coding region runs from base 122 to 4708 and encodes 1528 amino acids. Gene Ontology annotation, molecular function: ATP binding; protein serine/threonine kinase activity. Gene Ontology annotation, cellular component: cytoskeleton; cytoplasm. Gene Ontology annotation, biological process: peptidyl-threonine phosphorylation; actomyosin structure organization. The transcript has 36 exons.
GGAAGCCGCGUAGAGCAAGCCGCGAAACCACGGACAGACCGCCGGGCGGACGGACGGACGGACAGACGGGGCAUGCGGGCGGCCUGGCUCUAGCCCAGAUUGUGGGGCUCCAGCCGCAGCCAUGGAGCAGCGGCUGCGUGCGCUGGAGCAGCUGGUACGGGGCGAGGCCGGUGGCAGCCCGGGGCUCGACGGCCUCCUGGAUCUGCUGCUGGGGCUGCACCACGAGCUCAGCAGCGCCCCCCUGCGCCGGGAGCGCAACGUGGCGCAGUUUCUGAGCUGGGCCAGCCCCUUUGUAACAAAAGUGAAAGAGCUUCGUCUACAGAGAGACGACUUUGAGAUCUUGAAGGUGAUUGGCAGAGGGGCCUUUGGGGAGGUGGCCGUGGUAAGGCAGAGGGACAGUGGCCAGAUUUUUGCCAUGAAGAUGCUACAUAAAUGGGAGAUGCUCAAGAGGGCUGAGACGGCCUGUUUCCGGGAGGAGCGAGACGUUCUUGUGAAGGGAGACAGCCGCUGGGUGACUGCUCUGCACUACGCCUUCCAAGAUGAGGAGUACCUGUACCUGGUGAUGGACUACUACGCCGGCGGGGAUCUCCUCACACUGCUGAGCCGCUUUGAGGACCGCCUCCCGCCGGAGCUGGCCCAGUUCUAUCUGGCUGAGAUGGUGCUUGCCAUUCACUCACUGCACCAGCUGGGCUAUGUCCACAGGGAUGUAAAGCCUGACAACGUCCUGCUGGACAUGAACGGCCACAUCCGCCUGGCAGACUUUGGCUCCUGCCUGCGGCUUAACAACAGCGGCAUGGUGGAUUCAUCCGUCGCAGUUGGGACCCCGGACUACAUCUCUCCUGAGAUCCUACAGGCCAUGGAGGAGGGGAAGGGCCACUACGGCCCACAGUGUGACUGGUGGUCACUGGGAGUCUGCGCCUAUGAGCUGCUCUUUGGGGAAACACCCUUUUAUGCAGAAUCUCUGGUAGAAACCUACGGCAAGAUCAUGAACCAUGAGGACCACCUCCAGUUCCCCUCUGAUGUGCCCGAUGUGCCUGCUAGUGCCCAGGACCUGAUCCGACAGCUUCUGUGCCGCCAGGAGGAGCGGCUGGGUCGCGGCGGACUGGACGAUUUCCGGAACCACCCUUUCUUUGAAGGUGUGGAUUGGGAGAGACUCGCAACCAGCACAGCCCCUUACAUCCCCGAGCUUCGAGGGCCUGUGGAUACCUCCAACUUUGAUGUGGAUGAUGAUACCCUCAACCAUCCAGAGACGCUGCCACCAUCCUCCCACGGGGCCUUCUCGGGCCACCAUCUGCCAUUUGUAGGCUUCACCUAUACCUCAGGCAGCCCUGGUGGGGAGAAGAGCACUGACCUAGUGGCUGCCCCAGAGUGGAAGCACCACUGUGUGGAGCGGGAGAAAGUGGAAGUCAGGCAGAAGUGUCAAGAGACACUGAGGGACAGCAAGGCCUCCUUCUCACAGACUGAUGGCCUCCCUACUAGAAGCCCAGGCCCAGACAUCCAACUACAACAGGAAAAGGACCGCCUCCAGCAGGAGCUGACUGACACUCAAGCAGUAUUGCGAGUGCAGGCUGCUGAGCUGUGCCAAGCCCACGAGCGGCAGGAAGAAUUCCUGCAGAGGCUUUGGGAGGCCCAGGAGAGAGAAACAGCCGCAGCCAGCCAGAUCAAGGCCCUGAGCUCCCAGCUGGAGGAAGCCUGGGUUAUGCAGCGAGAGCUGGAAGGCCAGGUGGCCACCCUGAGUGAGGAGGUGACACGGCUCCAGGGACAAUAUAAACAAAACCAUGAGAAGGAGUCUUCCCAGGCCAAGACCGUCCGUGCAGCCCCUGAGACCAACGGCAUGGGGUCACCUGAGGGUCAGUCUCAAGAGGCCCAGCUGAGGAAGGAGGUAGUUGCUCUGAGGGAGCAGCUGGAGCAUGCCUGCAGCCAAGGGAUCAGUGUUGGGAAAGAGGAGGCCCUGUGCCGACUGCAGGAGGAAAACCAGCGCCUGAGCCGGGAGCAGGAGCGGCUGGCAGAAGAGCUGGAGCUCGAGCUACAGAGCAAAAAGCGUUUGGAGGGCGAACGGCGGGAGACUGAGAGCAACUGGGAGGCCCAGAUCGCCGACAUCCUCAGCUGGGUGAAUGACGAGAAGGUAUCCAGAGGCUACCUGCAGGCCUUGGCUACUAAGAUGGCUGAGGAGCUAGAGUCCUUGAGGAAUGUGGGCACCCAAACACUCCCUCCCCGGCCUCUGGACCACCAAUGGAAGGCGCGGAGGCUGCAGAAGAUGGAGGCCUCAGCCCGGCUGGAGCUUCAGUCAGCACUGGAAGCUGAGAUCCGUGCCAAGCAGGGUCUGCAGGAGCGGCUGACGCAGGUGCAGGAGGCUCAGCUGCAGGCAGAACGCCGCCUGCAGGAGGCUGAGAAGCAAAGCCAGGCCCUGCGGCAGGAGGUGGCUGAGCUACGGGAGGAGCUUCAAGGCCAUGGACCCGGGGAUGCCAAGCCCUCCACUUCCCUCAUCCCCCUGCUGUCCUUCUGGAGCAUGGAGAAGGACUCUGCCAAGGAUCCUGGCAAUUCAGGAGAGGCCCCAAGGUCUGGAGCAGAAGCCGAGUUGAAGCCAGAGGGCCGCCGCAGUCUGCGCAUGGGGACUGUGUUCCCCAGAGUGCCUGCCACCACCACUACCCCUGCAGAAGGUCCUCCUGCUAAGCCCGGCUCACACACCCUGCGUCCCCGGAGUUUCCCAUCCCCUACCAAGUGUCUCCGCUGUACCUCGCUGAUGCUGGGCCUGGGCCGCCAGGGCCUCGGCUGUGACACCUGCGGCUACUUCUGUCACUCAGCCUGUGCUCCCCAGGCCCCACCCUGCCCUGUGCCCCCUGAACAACUUCGCACAGCCCUGGGGGUGCACCCUGAAACAGGCACCGGCACUGCCUAUGAGGGUUUCCUGUCGGUGCCACGGCCUUCAGGCGUCAGGCGGGGCUGGCAGCGUGUGUAUGCUGCGCUCAGUGACUCCCGCCUGUUGCUCUUUGAUGCCCCUGACCCUCGAGGCAGCCUGGCCAGUGGGGUCCUCCUGCAGGCCUUGGAUCUGAGGGACCCCCAGUUCUCAGCCACCCCUGUCUUGGCCUCAGAUGUCAUCCAUGCCCAAUCCAAGGACCUGCCACGCAUCUUUAGGGUGACAGCCUCCCAGCUGACAGUGCCACCCACCACAUGUACUGUGCUGCUGCUGGCAGAGAGUGAGGGGGAGCGGGAGCGCUGGCUUCAGGUGCUGGGUGAGCUGCCGCGGCUGCUCCUGGAUGCACGUCCAAGGCCCCGACCAGUGUACACGCUCAAGGAGGCCUAUGACAACGGGCUGCCGCUGCUGCCUCAUGCGCUCUGUGCUGCUAUCAUUGACCAAGAGCGUCUUGCCCUGGGCACUGAGGAGGGGCUGUUUGUGAUCCAUCUUCAUAGCAAUGACAUCUUCCAGGUGGGAGACUGCCGCCGAGUUCAGCGAUUGACUGUGAGCUCUGCCGCUGGCCUGCUGGUCAUUCUCUGCGGCCGUGGUCCCAGUGUGCGCCUCUUCCCCCUGGCUGAACUGGAGAAUGCUGAGGUGGCAGGUGCCAAGAUCCCUGAAUCCCGAGGCUGUCAGGCUUUGGUGGCCGGGCGCAUCCUGCAGGCCCGGACUCCGGUGCUUUGUGUGGCAGUCAAGCGCCAAGUGCUCUGUUACCAGCUGGGCCCAGGACCAGGGCCCUGGCAGCGCCGGAUCCGAGAGCUGCAAGCACCAGCUCCUGUGCAGAGCCUGGGGUUGCUGGGUGAUCGGCUCUGUGUGGGUGCAGCAGGCACCUUCACUCUCUACCCGCUGCUCAACGAGGCCGUGCCCUUGGCGCUGGGCACUGGCCUGGUGGCUGAGGAGCUGCCGGCGUCCCGCGGCGGCCUGGGUGAAGCACUGGGUGCCGUAGAGCUCAGCCUCAGCGAGCUCCUGCUGCUCUUUGCCACCGCUGGUGUCUACGUGGAUAGUGCUGGCCGCAAGUCACGAAGCCACGAGCUACUGUGGCCAGCGGCACCCACUGGCUGGGGUUACACAGCGCCCUACCUAACAGUGUUCAGUGAAAACUCCAUUGACGUGUUUGACGUGAGGAGAGCAGAAUGGGUCCAGACUGUGCCGUUCAAGAAGGUAAGACCCCUGAAUCCAGAAGGCUCCUUGUUCCUCUAUGGCACCGAGAAGGUCCGCCUGACCUACCUCAGGAACCCAUUGGCAGAGAAGGACGAGUUCGAUAUUCCGGACCUCACGGACAACAGCCGGCGCCAGCUGUUCCGAACCAAGAGCAAGCGCCGCUUCUUCUUCCGGGUAUCCGAUGAGCUGCGACAGCAGCAGCGCAGGGAGAUGCUGAAGGACCCUUUUGUGCGCUCCAAGCUCAUCUCACCGCCCACCAACUUCAACCACCUGGUACACGUGGGCCCUACAGAUGGAAGGCCCCGCACUAGGGACAGGGCCAGGGCUCAGGAACAGAAGAGCAGAGGUGCCCGCAGCUCCGGACCACAGCGGCCCCACAGCUUCUCAGAGGCAUUGCGGCGCCCAGCGUCUACCGGCAGUGAUGGACUCCCUGGAGAAACAGACCCCUUAAUGAAGAGGAAACCUUGGACGUCGCUGUCCAGCGAAUCAGUGUCCUGCCCCCAGGGGUCCCUGAGUCCUGCAGCACCCUUAAUACAGGUCUCAGAGCGCCCCCGAAGUCUCCCUCCAGACCCUGAGUCAGAGAGCACCCCCUGAUGCCCACGGGCAGUGCCCACCCCAUUCCCAAGACAGAAGGAAUGAGGAAGUGAAGAGUUUGUGUGACGCCAUACUCCGGCUGGUCCGGGACACGCUGAAAUUCAGACUCAGGGAGAGCCUGGGCUGGGGCUAAGAGCAAGGCGUGCCUGGGUCCCCACCAAUAGGGCUCUGACUCUUUGCCCUCAUCCUGCUAUUCCCCUGGGCUUCCAGCACAGGCCUACACUGGCCUCUGGGAGUGCCGUGGCUCUGGUGCCCAGGGAAGAUUGUGCCAAAGCUGUGCUUCCCGGGGCCAAGCCUAGGGAAGCUGUUAGGAGCCAGGAUGAGGAACAGGGCUGUGGGAGUAUGCUGGGUGCCGUGUCUGCGGGUGACUGGCUCCGGCUGCGGCCGAGGUGGUGCACGUAAGGUCUCUGCUCAGGGUCUGGCUGGGGUAUGGACGCUGAUUUACAGGGAAAGGAUGGGAAAAGUGAAGGAAUCGUGCAGGUGAACGAGCGAGAGGGAGGCGAGGGAGCAAAGGAAGCAGAAGAGGAAGUGACGUAAUCAGAAGGAUUAGCCUGAGAAAGGAGAGAAGGACAAAAUGAGUGAUGAAGAGGAGGAUGCUGGAGA